AUGGAGUGGAGGCCAAACUACCGCAAGGCCUGGGUUACCGGCGUCCUCGUCGUAACUGCUCUCUUCGCGCUGGUGGUCCGCCGGGGCCAGCAGAAGCGUCGGUCAGCUCAUCAGACGACGGGGGACACUACGCACGAUGAGCUUGCCGAGACGCUGAGCCACACUGUGCUUCCGGUUCUCGUGCGUCCAGAAGACCUACCCGCUGGGUGGGGCGUCGCGCCGCCUGUCUUCUACCCUCCUCACUGCGCCGCCAUUCCGCUAGUGCUGCCGAGCGAGAUGCACGAGGUGGAGCGACACUCUUGUAGCGCACGUGCUGGACGCACGGAGAGGUCGAAGCAAGGCAAGGCGGACAACUUGGCCGCAAAGCCGACCGCUUUUCUCUUCUGCAGCUAUGCCGGGUGUACAAAAGGCCUCUUCACAACACAGCAGGACGAAGAGGUUUUGCUUGCUGAGUUACUGGCACACCACCCGGUGCUGCAGAAGCGUCUUGCCGAGAACCCGGGGCAGUGGAGUCCUCUACCAGAUGCUGCGCCACCGGCGGCCACGGACCCCGAGAGUGCCGCCGGUACGGCCAGGGAAAGGAGGCAGAGCAGUCUGCCGCGUACAUUUUCUCACGUUCUAGUCAAUGAUGAUUAUUUCAUCCUGGCAGGUAUGAACGGCCCUUACAUCAUUAUAGCGGUUCUGGGCGGGUUUGCUGGUGUGUUCCCAUCGUCACUGACCGCGAGAACUCCCUCAAGAGGUGAGGGGAGCGGCAGAAAGCGGACUGGCAGUGCUACCCCAGCUACGACUGCUGAGGGGACGGGCCUCUCUGACGUCAUAGAGGCCAUCGCACGCGCCACUGUCAGUGUGCCACUCGUCAAACUCGGAAACGAGUCCUCGGAGCUCGCGUCUCGCACACCGGGCACAUCCUUCGCUGUCCACCGCGGCUACUACCGCGUGGUGUACACGCGGGAGGGGCAAGAGCUGGAGCUCUGCGUGCCGUCGGAAUGGUCGGUGUGGAGCGAGUACGUGACCUCGUCUCUCACAACGCCCAUCGAUGCUUCGUCCCUAGAUGGAAAGACUGUCUCCACGGAGGAAGAGAAUGCCGAGCCGAAAGAGGCUACUUUGACCCUCUCCUUUACACCGUCCUCCUUCAUGUCGGAGAGUCACGUGGAGAUAUGUGUCUCUGCGGAACUGUUUUCUGCUCUUCUCGAGAACCCGCAAGCUGCUGCGGCGACGCUGUGGGCGGCCUCCGCUGCCACCGACGUCUCCAACCCCGUUGCCAAGGCGACGCUCGGGGUAUUGACAGGGCGACCAUUGCCGGCGUCGUCGCACGGGCGCACAAACGUGGUGACAACGGUGUACGUGCAGCCCAAGUUUGGUGUUCUCUUUUCAGUUCACCCACGCUCAGCCGUUGUCUAUGAGCCGUGGCUCACAGACCUGCCAACAAUCCUAUACUAUCCUCUGGGCGAUGCGGUGGAGGACGAGAUGCCACCGCGGAUGACGAUCGAGUACGUUGUGGAGAUGCCCAAAACCUGGGAGGUUCUCACCAGCGAUGACAAAGAGUUUCUACACAACGUUCUCUCCCACUUCACCAAUGGGGAUGUGGCGGCAGGCUCAGCGACGCUGACGGAGAUCAGCGGCAUUGGCUGCGCCAUGUUUCACGAGACGCGCGAGGGCUGCCGUUGCCGUACGUACGUGCUGCCCCGCGGGGCGACGGUGUUGGUUAUUCGGUGGAUGACCUCUGUGGACAGCUGGGACCGAGACUUGCCAGUGUUCCAGCAGACACUCGAUACCCUGCAUGUGGAUGCCGCACCCAUUAGCGAGUAG
Molecule: messenger RNA, 1809 nt
Organism: Leishmania braziliensis MHOM/BR/75/M2904
Lineage: Eukaryota; Euglenozoa; Kinetoplastea; Trypanosomatida; Trypanosomatidae
Exons: 1
Coding region: 1-1809 (602 amino acids)
Source: RefSeq, a predicted model, not a curated record